Cyphellophora europaea CBS 101466 is the source of this 852-nucleotide messenger RNA. RefSeq names its product diphthine synthase. Bases 1 to 852 code for a protein of 283 amino acids. The record is from RefSeq and is a predicted model, not a curated record. The transcript is spliced from 2 exons. Gene Ontology annotation, molecular function: diphthine synthase activity. Gene Ontology annotation, biological process: protein histidyl modification to diphthamide. NCBI's taxonomy places the organism in Eukaryota, Fungi, Ascomycota, Eurotiomycetes, Chaetothyriales, Cyphellophoraceae.
AUGCUCUACCUGGUCGGCCUAGGCCUUGCAGACGAAACAGACAUCACCGUCAAGGGUCUCGAGGUUGUCAAGAAGGCCGACCGCGUAUACCUCGAGGCAUAUACCAGCAUCCUGCUCGUGGAUAAAGAGAAACUUGAGUCCUUCUAUGGCCGAGAUGUCAUCCUUGCCGAUCGAGAAAUGGUUGAGUCGUCCAGCGACGAGAUUCUCGCUGGUGCUGACAAGCUGAACAUCGCCUUCUUGGUCGUCGGUGAUCCGUUCGGUGCAACAACGCACACUGAUCUCGCCCUCCGCGCUCGUGAGCUCUCCAUACCCAUGCAAUCGAUACCAAACGCGUCUAUCCUGAACGCCGUUGGCGCUACGGGUCUACAGCUGUACAACUUCGGGCAGACAAUUUCCAUGGUAUUCUUUACCGAGACCUGGAAGCCUUCGUCCUUCUACGAUCGCAUCAAAGAGAACGUGCAGAUUGGGUUGCAUACCCUUGUCCUCCUUGACAUCAAGGUGAAGGAGCAGAGUCUUGAGAAUAUGGCACGAGGUAGGAAAAUCUUCGAGCCACCGCGAUACAUGACUGUGGCACAGUGCGCAAGCCAGAUGCUCGAGACCGAGGAGGAGCGCAAGGAGGGGGUCUACUCGGAAGACAGCCUCGCCAUUGGUGUUGCGAGACUGGGCUCCGCGGAUCAACAGAUGCUGUGCGGCACUCUCAAGGAGCUAGCCGACUCGGAUCUCGGCCCACCACUCCACAGUUUGGUCCUGCUAGGUAAGCGAGCGCACGAGCUGGAAAAGGACUACAUCAAGGCUUUCGCGGUCAACGGGGAAUCUUUCGGGCAGAGCUGGUCCAAGCAUCACCACCAAUAG